GGAGAGCAGAGAUUCAAAACCUCCUGAAAUCCUCCGCCGAUAUUCUCAUUCGCGAGUGCGCACGAAGUAAAGGAAAAUGGAAUUCCAUUAAUAAAUCCAGAGAAACUCUUUCAAUUUGAAGUUCAAUUGAAGAAAUUGAAAGAAGAUGGAGAGAGAUGGCGAAGGAAUAGUGAGCUCCCAGUCGCAGAGGGUUAACAAUGGUCGUUCAAUUUCACCCAAUAGAGUCCGAACCGGAUCCGACCCCUUCCUGGUGACUUGUAGAGUGUUCAGCUUCGUUACUGCACUUGUUGCUAUUCUCUGCAUUGUUGUUAAUGUCUAUUCUGCUGUCCGAUCCUUUAAGCAUGGAUAUGACGUAUUCGAUGGAAUUUUCCGGUGUUAUGCUGUAGUGAUUGCGGUUAUUGUGGUUGUUGCGGAGACUGAAUGGGGAUUUUUCAUCAAGUUCUGGAAGGUGUUGGAGUUUUCAGCUGGAAGGGGCAUGCUACAGAUCUUUGUUGCAGUGAUGACCAGAGCUUAUCCUGAAGAUUAUGGGCAAAGGAAUGACCUCAUCCUUCUCCGGAACAUAGCUAGCUACUUUCUUCUUACCUGUGGUGCAAUUUACAUAAUAUCAGGAUUGUUGUGCUUUGGAUUUAUCAAACGUGCUCGUCAGGCAAAAGAAAUAUCCAGGGAGCAAGCAAUUAACGAUCUUCAGGAUUUGGAGCGUCGUAGAGAAGAGCUUGAAGCUCUGUUGAUACAGGAGAGGGCUUGAGAAAUAGAGCUGGCAUUUAUGGCUAUGGCUUGAAGCUCUGUUGAUACAGGAGAGGGCUUGAGAAAUAGAGCUGGCAUUUAUGGCUAUGGCAAAUCACUGUCGAAAUUGAGGAGAAAACUUGGAAAGGAAAGCUCAAAUGAGCGAACUUGAUGUUCAUGUGUUUUACCUGCCUUUUUACCUAUGUGAGAUUGAAAAUUUUCACUAGAUGUAUUGCAAAUAUGUACAGUUACAUAGACCAUUUUCCUAGCAACAGAUAUAUCGUACUAAACCAGGUGUUCCUCUAUUCCUUCAUUCCACAUGCCUCGUAUCGUAUUUGUGUGUGAGCAGGACGUAUUAUUCUGUAGCCUUUACAAAACCAUUUUUUCAAUGGUGUUUGAUUUGGUACCUGAA
Molecule: messenger RNA, 1135 nt
Organism: Solanum lycopersicum (tomato)
Lineage: Eukaryota; Viridiplantae; Streptophyta; Magnoliopsida; Solanales; Solanaceae
Source: RefSeq, a predicted model, not a curated record